Messenger RNA from Bactrocera oleae (olive fruit fly), 3593 nucleotides. Its product is annotated as alpha-amylase A. NCBI's taxonomy places the organism in Eukaryota, Metazoa, Arthropoda, Insecta, Diptera, Tephritidae. Gene Ontology annotation, biological process: carbohydrate metabolic process. Gene Ontology annotation, molecular function: alpha-amylase activity; cation binding. The record is from RefSeq and is a predicted model, not a curated record.
UGUCUUGGCUAAAUGUAAACAAAAAUGUUAUUGACACCAAAUGUAAACAAAAGUUGUUGUCUUGGUUAAAUUAAAAAAGGUUGUGAACUUUAAUUAAUAUGCCAUUUACCUCAUAAAAUGUAAACAGGCGUGAAGUAAGCUCGGGGCCGUUUUCGUAACCUACUUAUACUAAAUUUUAUGUAUGUGCCUAAAUUUCCCCUUCCUUUCAGCUUGAACGUUGUGAUAGGCGAGAUCUGAAAAUACUCAGCUUAACAGGUUUUCAAGAUUACCGCUUCUUUUUCUCAAAAAAUCUCUUAACAGUUUUUUUAAAUUCAUAGCGAGGAUACAAAUUUUUAAACAUAUACAUAUGUAUACGUAAUAUACCUCAACUUCUUCAACAUAGGUGUAUGAAAAAACCGUAGCUAUUUAUUUCAUAAUACUUUGUUUACCCAUUAGCAAACUCCGUUCAUAACAACAACAAAGUGUCGUUGUUAUUCACUAGCGGAAAAUUUUAUCAUUUUCACCGUAUCAGCGGUUUCAUUAUUGCGAGUUUUCUAAACCAAUUAAUACAAAUGAAGAAUAACUCGUUUUCAAAACUAACAGCAUUGUCGAACUAUACAAUUGAUUACUACUCAAAAGCAAUCUGCAUACACAAGUGUUUCUGGGUAGUCAAUAGUGAUUGACUUUGCUUGCCGAGUAACCAAGCGAAGAAAUAUGAUAAUUCAAGUAACAGUACAUCAUACCUUAUAAUUUUAACGGCACAUAAAUCGAAAAAUAUGCCGGAAAUGUAAAAGGGAACCUUCUGAGUGGAAAUUUUUUUACAUAAUCUUGAAAAAAUCUCCUCGAAGAUUAUUAUCUUAUUGCAUUGAGGGAAUUAGUAAGGCCAAUGAUCUUGAGAGUAAUGACGGCGGUAGCUUAGCUACUGGCAGGGCAUCCCAAAUCUGUAAGGCCGAAUGUGAGCACCGAAGCUACCACAAAUCAAACCACAUAACACAAUGCUUCUGCACGAUAUGUCGUAGCGUCUGUUUCACAUGAUAGUGACGACUACAGCGGGCGUCGGUCUUGGAGCAAGCGGCUUGGGUUAUAAACGCAUUAUAAACAUGUACAUUUAUGACAGGUUCUUAGGUCAAGGUGGCAGUCAUACCAACGAAAUAGGAAACCCAUCUUUCUGCUGAUACUUGAUUAAUGAAACCAUAUUGACCCUAAGCUCCAACCGGAGUUAGAGUAAAUAAUAUAUAUUUUGGAAAACGAUUCCACUGUAGUGACAGUGAACUUAAUUAACAAGCAAUGACGAGAGGAAUCUGCAUGCUAUCGGCAAAUUAUUUUUUCUCUUUAUCCUGAAGCCUUCUUUGGAGAUCCCUGUAAUGUAAAUAAUUAUGUCACUCCACUUAACAAACGUAUUUACUAGUAGUAUAUUAUAUUUUCAAGACUGAUGAAUCGAACUAAGGUCGGAAGUCACUUCGUAAGUAUUGUAGUAUUCUCUUCGGUUUUGAGACCGCGCUGACUUUUUCAGUAACACAUACUUAUGCUAUAUAAGUACCUUAAAAUUGAAUGAGUAGCCUUAAAAGCUUUUCCUAUUCAAAGCCAAGAACAACUCUUUGUAUCAUCUCUUUUAUUAGUGAUCUCACAAUCAUAGUUCUUCAGCCCAAUAUAUAAUCGUAGGUAUCUCUAAACUACAUUACAACUUAUCCUAGUGAUAGAUCGCUUUAAAAAGCAAAAGUUAUGCGUAGUAAUUUGAGCUGUGUCGGCUCUUCAAUGAAUUCUCAAUUGAUGAAUGAUUUCUGAUUAGCAACCGAUAACCGUUUAGUUAAAGCCAAAUAGAUUCAGCAUGCACAACUGCAUUAUUCACUGCCUACAACUACACUAUAAACUCACUGACAAUUUAUAAACUAAUCUAACAGAAUUUCUAUAAAAGAGGCGUCUUCAAAAGCGACGCUAAGUAGUUUUCGUUUCAUAUUCUAUAGAAGAGAACUUCGUAAGUUUUGUUUACAUAUUAUAACACCGCCUAGUAGACGUUAUCAACUGCAACAAUGUAUCGGAGCAAAGCGCCUAUCUGCUUGGCAGUAAUCUUGGCAAUAUCGUGCCAAACUAUCAAUGCUCAAUUUGAUCCGAACUAUGUGGGAGGAAGGACUACUAUGGUGCAUCUUUUCGAGUGGAAGUGGGAUGAUAUCGCUGUAGAAUGUGAAAACUUUUUGGGCCCCAAAGGCUAUGGCGGUGUUCAGGUUUCACCAGUAAAUGAGAAUGUCGUUGUGGGCAAUCGUCCGUGGUGGGAACGUUACCAACCCAUCUCAUACCUACUGACCACACGUUCGGGCAACGAACAACAAUUUGCGAAUAUGGUGAAGCGCUGCAACAAUGCCGGUGUUCGAAUCUUUGUAGAUGUCGUAUUCAACCAUAUGGCCGCCGAUAAUGUUAAUGCGCAUGGUACUGGUGGUUCAAAGGCCGAUCCGAGUAAUAAAAGCUUCCCCGCUGUGCCUUAUUCGAACACAGAUUUCCACGCCACAUGCACAAUUAAUGACUACAAUAAUAAGUACGAGGUGCGUAACUGUGAACUCGCCGGUUUGAAGGACUUGGAUCAAAGCAAAUCAUGGGUGCAAGAUCGUGUAGUCGAUUUUCUCAACAAACUUGUUAGUCUGGGUGUAGCUGGUUUCCGUGUGGAUGCUGCCAAGCAUAUGUGGCCGGCUGAUCUCGAGGUAAUCUACAAUCGUGUUAGUAAUUUAAACGCUGAACAUGGUUUCCCUACCGGUACGCGUCCUUUCAUAUUCCAAGAAGUUAUAGAUUUAGGUGGUGAGGCCAUUUCCAAAAAUGAAUACACCAACAUGGGUGUAGUCACCGAAUUCGCACACUCCAAUUCGAUCGGUAAAGUAUUUCGUGGCAAGGAUCAGCUGCGUUGGCUGAUCAACUGGGGUCCAGAGUGGAGUUUUCUCAACUCGGAUCGGGCAUUGGUUUUCGUAGAUAACCACGACAAUCAACGUGGACAUGGCGCUGGUGGUGCGGAUAUACUCAACUAUAAGACAGCAAAGCAAUAUAAAAUGGCCAGUGCUUUCAUGUUGGCUCAUCCAUUUGGCAUUACGCGUGUCAUGUCUUCGUUUGCAUUCGACAACACCGAUCAAGGUCCACCAACAACCAACGGUAAUAACAUUGCUACACCCAUAUUCAAUGCGGAUAAUUCCUGUGGCGGUGGCUGGGUAUGUGAACAUCGUUGGCGUCAAAUUUACAACAUGGUUGGCUUCAGGAACAUCGUGGCUGGUACUAAUGUGCAGAACUGGUGGGACAAUGGCAGCAACCAGAUCAGCUUCUGUCGGGGCAACAAAGGCUUCGUGGCAAUUAAUGGAGACUCUUAUGAACUUAAUACUGCGCUGCAGACCUGCUUGCCAGCUGGCACUUAUUGUGAUAUCAUUUCUGGCGACAAAUCAGACUCUAAUAAUUGCUCUGGCAAGCGUGUUGUUGUCGGCUCGGAUGGACGCGCUAACAUUUCUAUCGGUCAAAAUGAAGAAGACGGCAUGCUAGCUAUACAUAUUGAGUCCAAAUUGUGAAUAUGUACUAAUUUGACUAUAUUUACGAAAUCAUUAUGCGAAAUUUAAAACAAUAAAUGGUUGAAAUAUAUUACAUAA